AGAAGAUGGCCAUCUCUUCUUUACAAAACCUUUAUAAUUAUAGUACUUCUUUCAUCAAAUUUAUAUCUUCUGUAUUCUGAUAGAUCCUUCUGAGAAUACAAAAAAACGGAUAAAACAUGGAAGAAGAAGACGAUGUUAUGGUGAAAGAGGGGCUAAUGGCUUCUCAAAGAGAGAUCUUCAGCAUUUCUGGUCCAAUCCAUUUAACUUCCAUUGAUUGGAAUAAUUCUUACCAUAGAACCUCGGUGGCAUCAUGUUUGGUACAAGCAGUGUACACAUUGGAACGAGACAGACAACAAAACAGGAUUGGUCUAAAGUCACAAGCCAACCACUGGUGGGAAUUUUUCAACUUCACUUUAGCCGAAACCCUAAUCGACGACUCAGAUGGAUCCAUAUACGGUGCCGUGUUCGAAUACAAACACUUCUUCUCUUACAAUUACCAUAACACCCAUCAUUCGAAACCGCCUCCUCGUCACGUGAUCGCGUUCCGUGGCACGAUCAUGAAACGGCACUCUCGGUCACGCGACCUUAAGCUCGACCUACGCUGCGUCCGCGACUGCCUCCAAGACAGCACUAGGUUCGUGCAUGCGAUUCAAGUGAUUCAAAGUGCGGUAGCUAAAACUGGUAAUGCAGCCGUGUGGCUAGCCGGACAUUCUCUUGGAGGAGCCGUGGCGUUGCUUGCCGGGAAGAUCAUGACUAGGUCUGGUUUCCCUCUUGAGAGUUACUUAUUUAAUCCUCCGUUCUCGUCGAUUCCGAUUGAGAAACUGGUGAAGAGUGAGAAGCUUAAAAAUGGAGUACGAUUCGCCGGAAGUCUUGUCAAAGCCGGAGUAGCAAUCGCCGUCAAAGGUCGCCACCAUAACAGGGGUCAAGAAGAUGAUUCGUUUAUGAAGUUAGCAUCAUGGAUACCAUAUUUGUAUGUGAACCCGUCAGAUCCAAUAUGCUCAGAAUACAUUGGUUAUUUCAAGCAUAGAAACAAAAUGUUUGAGAUAGGAGCCGGUAAAAUCGAAAGAAUUGCUACGAGGAACUCACUUAGGAGUCUGUUGUCAGGCGGAGGAGGAGGAGGAGGUUCAUCUUCGGAUUCUUGUUCAUCAGAGCCUCUUCAUCUUUUACCAUCGGCGUAUAUGACUAUAAACACUAGCCACUCGCCUAAUUUUAAGAGAGCUCAUGGGAUUCAUCAAUGGUGGGAUCCUAUGUUUAAUGGUGAAUAUGUUUUGCAUCAAUUUUAAUCACUGACUUCUACAAAUGCUUUUGUAACCAGAGUCAGAACUAUAUACAAUUAUUUAAUAGUUUGCAUGUUUGUCGAA
Molecule: messenger RNA, 1301 nt
Organism: Camelina sativa (false flax)
Lineage: Eukaryota; Viridiplantae; Streptophyta; Magnoliopsida; Brassicales; Brassicaceae
Product: GDSL esterase/lipase At4g10955
Biological process (GO): lipid metabolic process
Source: RefSeq, a predicted model, not a curated record